AUGCCCGGUGCUAUGGUUAAGAUCAUAUUAGAUAAGAUUUAUAAUAAAACUGUGCCUAAACCUAUCAAUCUCCGCCCCGGAUAUGAUAUGGAACAUGUUUUUAAUGGUCCUCAAACUGAUGAAUAUCGGUAUGAAAAAGUGGUUGAAAUAGAAAAACAAUAUGAUUAUUUAUCUAUUAUUAGACCUCAUGAAACACCCCAGCAAUGGGCUGAUCGUAUAAGAGGUUCUCUGCAAGAACUACUUUCUAAGCGAGAAUAUAGUGUAUACCAUGUGUACUGCCUUUUCGCUUCAUUUGGUCAAUUAAAAUCCAAAACAUUCUAUGUUAAUGGUGAGUUAUUUGAAGAUCAUUUCAGAUAUCGUAUACCUAGUGUCCAUAAAAGUCAGAUGGCUAUUUGUUUCAAAUGCUGGAAAUUGGUGAAGAUUACCGAAGUAGAGCCUAGAAAAGUAUAUUAUAGUGGUUGGGGCAGAUGGGCCUAUGAAGUUGAGUCUGAAGAUUUGAUGAAGAAUCAUUGGAAUUACUCUUGUUUUAAGGCCAAGACCGCAACCAUAGCAAAAAAUACUAUGUCAAGUGCUCCAAAUUUCGAGCCAACUUGUAUUUCACCAACUUCUUAUCAUUCAUCGGGUCCCAGCCAAAGGUGUUCAGAGCCAGGGGUCACAAGUAAAGUAUUUAUGUCGUCUCUGUAUGCUAAACAAAAUAAUUUUCUACCAACCAUAAACCAUCUUAAUCAGCCAGUAUUAAAAUUAGAUGAUAGAACGGAAAUUACAAUUGUUUAG
Molecule: messenger RNA, 774 nt
Organism: Rhizophagus irregularis DAOM 181602=DAOM 197198
Lineage: Eukaryota; Fungi; Glomeromycota; Glomeromycetes; Glomerales; Glomeraceae
Source: RefSeq, a predicted model, not a curated record